AUGGCACCUCGCUCUCGAGCCAAAGCUGUCGAUACUGACGCGUCUAUGUCUGACGCGCAGGAGCAUCGGCAAGAAGAAGAGAUGGAAGUUGACGAGACUCCCGACUACACUGAUACCGAGAACCCUAGCACUACUGCUAGCAGCGUCGCCGGAGAGCCUACUGGGGAUGGCCGUAGGCGCCGCACAGAAGUUAACCAACUUCGUCGUAGCAUUUUCGGAAAGAAGCACGAUCGGUUGGGCGAAUCCAAGGAAGAUGACACUAUUCGUCGAUUUCGAUACCUCCUCGGCCUGACCGAUCUCUUCCGCCAUUUCAUUGAAACAAACCCCGACCCCAAGAUUCGCGAUAUCAUGACCGAAAUCGAUCGACAGAAUGCUGAAUCUGCGCGGGGCAAGAAGGGUGCCGGAAGGCAAGGGGGCGCCACGAGCGAGCGACGUCGACGUACCGAAGCUGAAGAAGACGCCGAACUCUUGAAAGAUGAGAAGCACGGCGGCUCCGCUGAGACGGUCUUCCGGGAAUCGCCUCCGUUCAUCCAUGGCACCAUGCGAGACUACCAGGUUGCCGGCCUCAAUUGGCUGAUUUCCCUGCACGAGAAUGGUAUUUCGGGUAUUCUUGCCGAUGAAAUGGGUCUUGGAAAAACGCUGCAAACUAUUUCAUUUCUUGGCUACCUGCGACACAUACUUGACAUUACUGGACCACACUUGGUCAUUGUGCCAAAGUCCACACUAGAUAACUGGAAGCGAGAGUUUGCCAAAUGGACACCCGAGGUCGAUGUUUUGGUGCUUCAGGGUGCCAAAGAUGAACGACAGACCCUUAUCAACGAUCGGCUUGUUGACGAAAAGUUUGAUGUUUGCAUUACCAGCUACGAAAUGGUGCUUCGAGAGAAGGCGCAUUUGAAGAAAUUUGCUUGGGAAUACAUAAUCAUCGACGAAGCGCAUCGUAUCAAGAACGAAGAAUCAUCGCUGUCACAGGUUAUCCGAUUGUUCUCCUCCAGAAACCGAUUACUUAUCACGGGCACACCUUUACAAAACAACCUACACGAACUCUGGGCCCUUCUGAAUUUCUUGCUUCCCGAUGUUUUCGGCGACUCUGAAGCAUUCGAUCAGUGGUUCUCUGGUCAAGACCGUGAUCAAGACACGGUCGUACAACAACUACACAAAGUCCUCCGCCCCUUCUUACUGCGCCGCGUGAAGAGCGACGUGGAGAAGAGUCUGUUACCCAAGAAAGAGGUCAAUGUUUAUCUUGGCAUGUCUGAGAUGCAGAUUAAAUGGUACCAGAAGAUUCUGGAGAAAGACAUUGAUGCUGUUAACGGCGCCGGUGGCAAACGAGAGUCAAAAACACGACUACUCAAUAUCGUGAUGCAGCUUCGAAAAUGCUGUAACCACCCCUAUCUGUUCGAAGGCGCCGAGCCAGGACCCCCUUACACAACCGAUGAGCAUUUGAUUUACAACGCUGGCAAGAUGGCAGUCCUUGACAAGCUCCUCAAGCGGCUCCAGAAGCAGGGAAGCCGCGUUCUCAUCUUCUCUCAAAUGAGCCGAUUAUUGGAUAUUCUCGAAGACUACUGUGUCUUCCGAGAGUACAAAUAUUGUCGAAUCGAUGGUGGUACAGCACAUGAAGAUCGAAUUGCUGCCAUUGACGAAUACAACAAACCUGGCUCGGAGAAAUUUGUCUUCCUCCUUACAACGCGUGCCGGUGGUCUGGGCAUUAACUUGACAACUGCCGACAUUGUUAUUCUCUAUGACAGUGAUUGGAAUCCUCAAGCUGAUCUUCAGGCCAUGGAUCGAGCACAUCGUAUUGGUCAGACUAAGCAGGUUGUUGUAUACAGAUUUGUCACAGACAACGCCAUCGAAGAAAAGGUUUUGGAGAGGGCUGCCCAGAAGCUACGAUUAGACCAACUGGUUAUCCAACAAGGCCGUGCCCAACAAGCCGCUAAAGCUGCAGCCAACAAGGAUGAGCUUCUUUCCAUGAUCCAGCACGGUGCUGAGAAGGUCUUUCAGUCCAAGGGACCUACCGGCAAUAUGGCCUCCAAGGACGGCGAAGUCGGUGAUGACGAUAUCGACGAGAUCCUUGCAAAAGGCGAAAACCGAACAAAGGAGCUGAACGCAAAGUAUGAGAAGCUGGGAAUCGACGAUCUGCAAAAGUUCACCUCGGAGUCUGCUUACGAAUGGAAUGGGGAGAACUUUGCCAACACAAAGAAGAACAUCAACAUGACCUGGAUCAACCCGGCCAAGCGAGAGCGAAAGGAACAGUCAUACUCAAUGGAUAAGUACUUCCGACAAACUAUGUAUCCCAACCCCAAGGCCGAUGCUAAGCCAAAGGCACCCCGAGCACCAAAGCAAGUUCCUGUUCAUGACUACCAAUUUUACCCCCCACGCCUGCGAGAUCUCCAAGAUAGGGAGACUGCUUACUAUCGGAAGGAAAUUGGGUAUAAGGUCCCUCUACCUGACGGUGACGAAGAAAAUCUUGAAGAGCGAGAGGCCGAAAGAGCCCUUGACCAGCAGGAGAUCGACAAUGCCACGCCUUUGACUGAGGAAGAGAGGGAAGAAAAAGAGAAGUUGUCGCUACAAGGUUUUGGAGACUGGAACAAACGGGACUUUCAACAAUUUGUCAAUGGAUCAGGCAAAUACGGACGAACUGACUACGAAGGCAUCUCCAACGAGAUUGACAGCAAGUCAGCCCCAGAAAUCAAGGCUUAUGCAAAGGUCUUUUGGCAACGCUAUACUGAGAUCGCCGACUACCCCAAAUACAUCAAGACUAUCGAAGAUGGCGAGGAGCGGACUCGCCGUAUUGGCCACCAUCAAAAGCUUCUCAGAAAGAAGAUGCAACAGUAUCGAGUCCCUCUGCAGCAGCUCAAGAUCAACUAUUCUGUGUCGACUACAAACAAGAAGGUUUACACUGAAGAAGAGGACCGAUUCCUUUUGGUUCUGCUUGAUCGAUACGGCAUUGAUUCGGAAGGUCUUUACGAAAAGAUGCGAGACGACAUUAGAGAAUCACCUCUGUUCCGAUUUGACUGGUUCUUUCUCAGUCGAACACCAAUUGAGCUGUCUCGUCGAUGCACUACUUUGAUCACUACUAUUGUUAAAGAGUUCGAAGACGUCCCUGCUCGUGGCUCAAACGGAGUGAAUGGAAAAUCCAAGCGAGAGCCUGAUGAUGAGAAUGACGAAGAUAGCAUUCUUGGUAUGGCGCCCGCAAAGAAGAAGGCCAAAAACGGCGUCAAGAACAAGGCACUUGAUAAUGUCAAGUCGGUCAAGUCUAGCAAGAACAGCUCCGCCACUCCAUCAAGAGCAUCUAGUGUCGCCUCCACCGUAUCCGCAGGAGGUUCUGCCAAGGGCAAGAAGGGUAAAAAGAAGUGA
Molecule: messenger RNA, 3351 nt
Organism: Fusarium mangiferae
Lineage: Eukaryota; Fungi; Ascomycota; Sordariomycetes; Hypocreales; Nectriaceae
Product: putative ATPase component of chromatin remodeling complex (ISW1)
Exons: 5
Coding region: 1-3351 (1116 amino acids)
Biological process (GO): regulation of transcription by RNA polymerase II; nucleosome organization
Cellular component (GO): nucleus; chromatin
Molecular function (GO): ATP hydrolysis activity; ATP binding; ATP-dependent chromatin remodeler activity
Source: RefSeq, a predicted model, not a curated record